Molecule: messenger RNA, 1746 nt
Organism: Klebsormidium nitens
Lineage: Eukaryota; Viridiplantae; Streptophyta; Klebsormidiophyceae; Klebsormidiales; Klebsormidiaceae
Source: the annotation of a GenBank genome assembly
AUGGGGAGCUUAAAGAUAACGAUGGAGCCUCUCUCGGAGGGGAACUACCACUCCUGGUCGAUCAAGAUGAAGAGUUAUCUGAUCACCAAGAGUCUGUGGAAGGGAGUAACGGAUCCUUCAGCAAACGCUGAGGAGUCAGAGCAGGCGUUGGCACUGAUCACGUUGAACGUGGCAGAUCAUCUGCUCGGGAGCCUGUCAGAGCUUGCAAACGCUGGGAAAGCGUGGAAGCAGCUGGAGAGUACUUUCAAGAGCAAGAGCGUGGCUCGGAAGUUGCAGCUAAAGAGGGAGCUGCAGACACUCAAGAUGAAGGGAGAGGAGAGUGACACUAAUCUCUUCCGGGACUCCUACGCCUUCCUCUCGUGCCCCGAGCUGAACACGAGCUUCCACGAGACCACCUACAAUCGAUCCCUCACCAACGCCAUUGCACCGGCGGUGUCCAACGCGUUCGCGAGGCUGGCGAUGUUUGGGGAGUCUGGCGGAGUGACUUUCUACUCGACCAACACGGCGACCAUGGUCAGGAAGGUCUUCAAACCGCCCCUAGCCAAGCUGGAUCAGAUGGAGUUUAUGUGGCUGCGCAAGGACGGAACGCCUAGUCGCAAGAUGGGGAAGACCACCCUCAACGCAGAGAAGUUUCUGCUCCCCAUAUCGGGGGACGAGCUGAGCUUUAGGGAAGCCCCCUGGAACCAGAACCUGACUGGUGGAAACUGCUACUCGUUCAGUCUCAACACAGACAAGGCGUCGGCGACCGAGAAACCGCAGCCGGGAGACAUCGCGGUCGUCUAUUCGGACAUGCACGAGCCCUACAAACUGCUCGAGCCCUUUGAUCUGACCGACUGCACCACGUUGCAGAGGCGGGUCAUGGCAGACGGUAUCGCGAUGAAACGCAUCAUGGACAGAAGCAAUGACGGAGAGCUCUUCGAUCACCUGAAGACCGUGAUACGAAUCGGCAAGAUGAAUGACAAGCCGCCGAGGGGCACGUACAAGAUAGCAGCGGUGAUAGACAAGGGCAACGACUAUCAUUUCUUCAGGCAGGACGUGUUGGACAUCUACAACCUCUAUACGUGUCCGAUCUACGUCUACAGGAACGGCAAGACCUUCUCGGCCCCCAAGAACCCUUACCAAGUCUUGCAGAUCGAUGCCUUCACGAGCGGCAACUCUAUAAUGGACAUGUACGACAGCAAGAGAAGGUACGACGAAGCGACGAAAGAUGCCUUCAAGAAGUUGACACGCGACUUUGGCCCGGCCUUCGAGGGAGCUCCCGCUCAUCUCAACAGGGCGAUCACCAACGUCACCAUACACGUGCGUCGCAUGCCCAGAUACGUCAUAGAAGAAGGAAAUCUCAUCGUGGACCCAUUCUGGCUCCUCGACACCCCCGACGAUGGCACGGGACUCAAGAAGAAAGGAGACGCGCUGUACGACUUCUUCGUGAGGACCGAUCGGCAGUUGCACGCCCUGACGGUGCAGGCGGCCCUCCGCGAUUGCGAGCGCAUACUCCGCGACCGCACUCUGGCUCCUCAGAAGCACCAGCUGAUAGGGCUCUGGAGUCAGAAGCUCGGCUUCGCGACUCCGGCCAUCAACACGGACGGCUUCAUGAAGCUCAUCUUUGACCCGAGGCGAGCCAUGAGGCAAUUCGGAAACGGCUCUAGCGGCUUCCAGUACAAGGUGUUCUGCACCGCCUUCUACGUGGACAGGAACCACGGCAUCACGAGCGUCCCCCAAGGUCUCGGAGAGUUCGGCCUCGCGUGA